AAAAUAGUGCCGAGUUUCACGGAGUUAUACUGGGGCCUGUGUGUCCCCUCUGGCUGCUCGGAAACAGAUGUAGCUUCUAUGGUGUCCACUCUUGUGUCUCCCUACAACUCAUCCGAGACUGGCUUGCAGUUCCAGCUCAAAAUGGAGCCGAAACCUUGCGAAACCAGGAACACCGAGCAUAACUAUUACAACCAAACGCUUUUCCUAAUUCUGUUUGGAACUGUGCUAUGGCUGGUGAGUCAUUCAACUAUUGUGGAUAUUAUCAAUGGGUUCCACAGUCAAGCAACAGAAUCUCCCAAAACAGAAAUGAUGUUGAAUAAGAUGUUUAUGGCGUUCUCUCUGAAACGUACUGUACCUUUCCUAUUGGACGCAUCUGAGCCCGGAGAGCUGAAAUGCAUUCAUGGCUUGAGAUUCUACUUUUCUCUCCUUAUCUACUUGUUGCACAAAGCGGUCUUCCUCAUGUUUGUGCCUGUCAUUAACAGGAUAUCUGUUGCUGAGAUGAUGGAAAACGAAGCUUCUAUGAUAAUUCGUGUUGUUUGGAAUUGUGUUGAUACAUUCGUUCUUAUAAGCGGUCUACUUACAUCCUACUUCACCAUCAAAAAACUGAAAAAUGGCGGUAGAAUGAAUAUUUUGCAAAUGUACAUACAACGAUAUAUCAAAUUCACUCCAGUGUUCCUGAUGACUUUGCUGAGUUUUACUUUCUUUGCAAAACGGCUGUCAAGUGGACCCUUGAUGAUCAGUGUUGGAAAUCACUUUUUGGAUGGAUGUGAAAAUAUUUGGAAAUCAGUAUUCUAUGUUAGCAACUUUGAUGGCAUCAAUAAUAUGUGUUAUCCACCUGCCCACCAACUCAUAACCGACUUUCAGAUGUAUCUGAUGUCUCCAAUUUUCAUUUUUGCGUUGUAUAAGUGGAAAAAUGUGGGGUUAGCAGGUUGUGCGGCCACUCUAGUACUACUAACUCUCUACAAAGGAGCCGUCGUCUACUAUUACAAGUAUUCUACGCUGCUUUUCUAUGGAAUAAGUGUGUCAAUGAUUGGAGAUGGAGGAGACGAUAUUUAUUUGAAUCCUAUCCACCGACUAACGCCCUACCUGAUUGGUGUCAUGUUUGGAUAUUUUCUUCAGGAAAUGAAGCCCCAGCAUAAGAAAUUGUCUUGGGAGAAACAGCUGAUCGGUUGGAGUGGCUGUUUGGUGUGUCUGUACUAUGCUUACUUUGCAAUGGCGAAGGCAGCUAAGCGGGGAUACACAUACAGUGAGUCGGAGGCCGCUUUAUUCGGAAUGGCUCAGCCCCUGCUUUGGUGUCCGGCCAUAUGCUGGAUCAUUUAUGCCUGUCAAACUCAACAAGCUGGUGUGGUGAGCAAAAUGCUAGAAUGGAAAGGCUUUGUCAUUUUCAGCCGGAUAUCUUAUCCAUUCUAUUUGGUUCAGAUAAUGAUUAUAUUUUGGAGUGUCACUGACGUUAAGGCACCUCAGCAACGGUCACUCUUAUAUUUUAUUGAUCUCAAUGAAUUCGCAGGACUGAUUGUUUUAUCGGCAAUUUUCUCUUUAUUCUUCCUUCUGCCUUUGAAAGAUUUAUUCAACUCUGUUAAAGGAGCUAAAGCUACAAAGACAGCUGUAAAAGUAAUGGAAGACACUCAAACAGCAGAGAAAAGCAAUUCCAGUCCAGUAGCAGAAGAAGAUAUAAAUCAUAACGAAAAAGGUAAAAAUCAUUUACAAGAAAAGGACGAGAAUGGUAAGAAUCUAUUUAAACUAAAGGAACCAACAGAAAGAGUAGAUUUUACAAAUUUAAUUGAGAAUGCUGUGCAAGAAAAUUUCAAGUUUUGAUUGAUACAAGACUGUGUAAAUACAAUUUUUUAUAGAAAAUUGAAAAAUUUGAUUUGAAAAUUACUUUAAGCUUGGAGAAAA
Messenger RNA from Nilaparvata lugens (brown planthopper), 1896 nucleotides. Its product is annotated as nose resistant to fluoxetine protein 6-like. Lineage: Eukaryota; Metazoa; Arthropoda; Insecta; Hemiptera; Delphacidae. Bases 79 to 1815 code for a protein of 578 amino acids. The transcript has 11 exons. Gene Ontology annotation, molecular function: acyltransferase activity, transferring groups other than amino-acyl groups. The record is from RefSeq and is a predicted model, not a curated record.